GUGUGAGAUGGAUGAGAAGAAGGGCCUGGAUCUCGGCAGCACCUACAGAAAUGAAAAGAGCUGUAAGGAGUUUUUGGUUGCUAUAGCCGAAAUCACCCGUCUAGCAAUUGAAGACAAGGUAAAGAGUGCUAAGUUUAUCACAAUAAUGUCCGACGGAUCAACAGAUGUCUCUGCCACUGAACAAGAGAUUGUUUACUUGCACUUUGCAGUGGAUGGCAAGACUCACUGCAAUUUCCUUGGACUUGUACAGUGUGACAAACCAGAUGCCAAUGGCAUCUAUGAUGCUAUAAUGCAAGCUGUAAAGCUCCCGGGGAUCCCAAAGGAAGAAAUGAUGAAGAAGAUUGUGGGAUUUGCUGGCGAUGGGGCGGCUGUCAACACCGGGAAAAAGGCUGGGGUGAUCGCUCUCAUGCGGGAAAGAAUCAGUGGAGACAUACUGAUGGUGCAGUGCAUGGCCCAUAGGGUGGAAUUGGCCUUCAAAGAAGCCAUGAAACAAGCCUCUUUGUUCAUCAAAGUCUAUGUCCUCCUGGAUGCUCUGUACAAGCUUUACAGGAUCCCUAAACAGGCCGCUGGUUUGAAGGCAGCUUUCAGUACCACCAACAUCUCCAAGAUCUGGCCUGUCCGAGUUGGAGGAACGCGCUGGGUUAGCCAUACCCACACAGCACUGCAAAACAUGUUGCGUGGUUACCGUGCAAUUGUUCUUCAUCUCAGUCAAGUUGCCACCACCAGGACAGCUAGUGGUAUGCAAGCAAAGGCAAAAGGUCUCCUGAAAACGCUGCGCUCCAAAGAUGCCAUGACUUUUGCCCACUUCCUAAGUGACAUUCUGGCCGUUCUCUCCAAACUGUCGAAGACGCUGCAGCAGAGAGAAGUUUGUACCUAUCAUGUACAUGAAGCACUGAAGGCCACAAUGACCAGCAUCAACAAAUUCAAGGACCGGGCAGGACCUGAGCAGCGGAAACUCCAGCAGGGAGACUGUAACUCCUUUGAAGGUCAGACCCUAACAGGGGUAGACCACUCUUCAGGCCAGAUUGAGAAGGUCGUUGAGGCAUGGGAGGUGAAGUCCUCAAAGCUACAAAAAUAG
Eleginops maclovinus (Patagonian blennie) is the source of this 1078-nucleotide messenger RNA. RefSeq names its product zinc finger protein 862-like. Bases 8 to 1078 code for a protein of 356 amino acids. The record is from RefSeq and is a predicted model, not a curated record. The transcript is spliced from 3 exons. Lineage: Eukaryota; Metazoa; Chordata; Actinopteri; Perciformes; Eleginopidae.